Molecule: messenger RNA, 159 nt
Organism: Gongylonema pulchrum
Lineage: Eukaryota; Metazoa; Nematoda; Chromadorea; Rhabditida; Gongylonematidae
Source: the annotation of a GenBank genome assembly
AUGAUAAGACAACUUACGCGUCCGUAUACGGUGAAACAGCUGCAGCAGUUACUUUCCAAAUUUGGUACACUCGUUGAAGGAGGAUUCUGGAUCGACAAUAUCAAAUCCACAUGCAUUGCAAAGGUUUUUAAAGUUUUUGAAGGAUAUAUUGAAAUUUGA